Messenger RNA from Oncorhynchus masou masou (cherry salmon), 8382 nucleotides. RefSeq names its product GRAM domain containing 1Ba (gene gramd1ba). Gene Ontology annotation, biological process: intracellular sterol transport. The transcript has 22 exons. NCBI's taxonomy places the organism in Eukaryota, Metazoa, Chordata, Actinopteri, Salmoniformes, Salmonidae. Gene Ontology annotation, cellular component: plasma membrane; endoplasmic reticulum membrane; endoplasmic reticulum-plasma membrane contact site. Gene Ontology annotation, molecular function: cholesterol transfer activity; cholesterol binding. The coding region runs from base 859 to 3696 and encodes 945 amino acids. The record is from RefSeq and is a predicted model, not a curated record.
GUCAAUCGAAUACUGCCUGUUAGCCUAUGUGCAGGAAAUAAAGUUGACAAAAGGAUAAAUCACAAAUGAUUUCUGAGAUACGUUUGAUAAAUAGUGAUUGAUAGAACAAGCUAAGUUUGUUGUUAAAACUUCCACCCAAGGCUGUGCGUGGACACAUCUUAACGAAAGGAAAUACAUUGUGAAAGUACGCGGUCUAUUGCUGUGACAAAGUUUACAAGGUGCAGUUUGACAGCUGGCUACUUUUUCAACAAUUCAUGCCUGGGUCUGAAAAGGCCAUGGCUGUGAUACCAGGGACUAGAGCAAGGGGGCGCUGAAAAGCACUCAUCUUAAUGGGCUACUGACACCAAAUGGCGGCUGGAUCAGAAAUUCUCGAGACCUCGGCCCAUAGAGCAAGUCAUCAGGACGAGUAAUGACACAAGAAGAUGCCAUAGUGCUUUUGCAUCCAAACCGUCUACUUGGAAGAAUUUGUGUAACAUUAAACCUCCACUUGUCAGCUCAAAAUGACAUACCUCAUGGAACACAGUACUUAGAUAGAGCCAGAUGUCGCUGAUCACUAGUGAAGGCAGAGAUUCUGCUCCUUCUAGUCUCAUUGGAGAGGACAGACAACAGGACUGGAUUGGCAAGGCCAUUGCUUAUCAGGACCACUGAGGAACUGCCCUGAUCUCUGUCACACAAAACAAGGUAGAGUUACAACCUCGACCAAGUCCUGAUUCUGUAUACUCCCUAUCACUCUGGACAAAACCGUUCAAAGGUCUCUCCACCUACACUACUGCACUCCCCGCAGCAUCCUGCAAGACAUCCGUUCCCUCUCCCUCUCUAUCAGCCUCCCUGGAUAGAGGGUGCCCCUCGGCUGCUUUUAUGAGCCAGUUGUUGGUGGGACAGAAGAUCAUGUCUGAGAACCUUCGGCUCCCCUCCUUCCAGGUGCAGGCCCCCGGCGACUGGGAGACCCAGGAUGGCGACCCAGGAUUGGAAGCCUCCGCCUCAGGAGACAAAGUUGAGGUACCCACCGGAGAUGGUGACCCUUCCGCCCUCUCCGGUUCCGCCACUCCGUCCCUCCGCCGCAAGCGCUUCAAGAUGCGACGCAUGAAGAACGUGCAGAGCGAGAGCAGUGUGACCCCGGCUGUGUCUGUGGCGGCUGCCACAAGGUCAGAGGUCAUGAGUAAGGGCCAUGGGUCACGCUCCUUCUCAGGGGCCAUGGAGUACCUUCAGCUGCCGUCCAUCGAGAUAACGCCAAUCAGUGACGAGGACGCGGCAGCCACCUGGUCCAACUGCUCCACACCCAGCGCUUCGCCGCGACGCAAGCGCUUCCUGCUACGCCGUUGGCUGAACGUGCGAGAGAGGAAGGAGCACAGCAGUGAGAGCAGCAGGGAGAGCAGCCUACAAAGCAGCCAUGAGGAGGACUCUGCUCACUUCUUGACCCCUCAUAGCCGGGAGGAGAGGUCCGACAGUGGGACAGGCAAGGUGAGCACUGCCAGCAAUUCGAACCGGAGCACGCCUGCUUGCUCGCCCAUCCUGCGCCAUCGCUCUCGCUCGCCCACACCCCAGCAGAGCUUGGAGCACAGUGGUGAGAACAUGGUGGAGAAGGGCCACUUGGACCCCGCCUCUGACAAGGACAAGUCCCCCUCCACCCCAGAGCAGGUGGUGCAGCGCACCUACAGCCAGACGGUACACUCCGCCACACGCAGCAGUGGAGGCAAGAACUCCAAGAAAAGCCAGAGCUGGUACAAUGUAUUGAGUCCUACGUAUAAGCAACGCAAUGAGGACUUCAGAAAACUCUUCAAGCAGCUACCCGACUCAGAACGCCUCAUCGUGGACUACUCCUGUGCCCUGCAAAGAGAUAUCCUGCUGCAGGGGCGCCUCUACGUCUCAGAAAACUGGAUUUGUUUCUAUAGCAACAUCUUCCGCUGGGAAACACUGCUGACAGUCCGGCUGAAGGAUAUCUGCAGCAUGACAAAGGAGAAGACUGCCCGCCUCAUUCCCAACGCCAUCCAGCUGUGCACUGACAAUGACAAGCACUUUUUCACCUCGUUCGGCGCAAGGGAUCGCACAUACAUGAUGAUGUUCAGACUAUGGCAGAAUGCUCUGCUAGAAAAGCCUUUGUGUCCCAAAGAGUUAUGGCACUUUGUCCAUCAGUGUUAUGGCAAUGAGCUGGGUCUGACCAGCGACGACGAGGACUACGUGCCUCCAGACGAUGACUUCAACACCAUGGGGUAUUGCGAGGAGCUGCCGGUGGAGGAGAACGACGCCAAUGACGCCACCACCCUCGCCAAGACGCCAGACGUCAAAGGCGACACCAGCCCCCUGUUGUCCCGCAGAGUCUUCCCCGACAACGUCCUGCCCUGCCCGGGCAUCAUCGACCCUCUCCUUCCCUUUGAUUUGGCCACCGUGGACGAUUUCCCCCUGUGUCUCCCUGAUGGCGAACUCCUGACCCUCCAGUUGCCGGGUUUGGACACCCGGAGCAGUGGUCACAGCAGUCCCGCCCCCUCGCCCUCGCUGGACUUUAACGACAAUGAGGACCUCCCUACUGAGCUUAGCGACUCUUCUGAGACGCACGACGAAGCAGGGGAGGUGCAGGCCUUUCAUGAAGACCUGAAUGGGAAGCAGUACAUGAACGAGGUGUACGAGUUCAGCGUUGACAAGAUGUACGACAUCCUCUUCACCGAGUCCACCUUUAUGAGGGACUUCCUAGAGCAGAGGCGCUUUUCAGACAUCGUCUAUCACCCCUGGAAGAAAGAGAAAGACGAGGCAGGCAACCAGACCAGAGAGAUCAUGUACACAGUCUCCCUCACCAACCCCUUGGCGCCCAAGACCGCCACCGUCACCGAGACUCAGACGCUGUACAAGGCCAGCCAGGAGAGCGAGUGCUACAUCAUAGAUGCCGAGGUGAUAGCACACGACGUCCCCUACCAUGACUACUUCUACACCCUAAACCGCUACGUGCUCACCAGGGUGGCCAGGAAGAAGUGUCGGCUAAGGGUAUCCACAGAGUUGCGCUACAAGAAGCAGCCGUGGGGGCUGGUCAAGGGCUUUAUCGAGAGGAACUUCUGGAGCGGCCUGGACGAGUACUUCAGACACUUAGAGCUGGAGCUGAGUAAAGUGGAGGUGGUCCUGGUUGAGCCCCACAGACAGUCCCCCAAGGCCAGGGCUCUACGGGCAGGGGCAUUGAGGCGGCGGAAACGGCCCUUGAUCCACCUGCGCCCCCCCCACAUGGACGAGGCCCUCAGCCCCGUCACCACCCCAGAGGACGAGGAGGUCGCCCACCACCAUCGCAUCAAACAAGUGGCAGGUUCCACUCAGACCAGACACAUCCCGGACCAUGUCCCAGGGGGCCUAGCGCUCUACAGCGUCUCCAAGCUACUCCUCAUCAUCAGCUUUGUUCUAGUAUUGCUGGUGUUUCUGAACAUGAUGCUGUUCUAUAAGCUGUGGAUGCUGGAGUACACCACACAGAGUCUCACCUCAUGGCAUGGCAUACGACCACAAGAAAGUAAACUGCCCCAGACCCAGAUGGAGUGGGCCCAGCUCCUGGAGUCGCAGCAGCGUUACCAUGACGACGAGCUGCAGAAGUGGAAGGAGAUCAUCAAGUCGUCUGUGAUGUUGCUGGAUGAGAUGAAGGACUCGUUACUAAACCUGCAGAAGGGCAUGGGUUUAAAGGACUUUAACUCUGAAUCGGAUGAGAAAGGGAGUCGAUAUCACUGAGAAAUAAUCCCAAGGCCACCAGCCGGGACAUUAUGUGCAAUAUCUAACCAACCAUUCAUUGGAACUCUUGGGCAAAGAACAGAAGGAUGUUCUAUUGCAAGGUGGACAGGGCCACUCUCCCACUGCCUAACUUCUGGCAUGAAGUGACCUCAUCACCAUCAGGGCCGGAGUGGGACGGCAGCCAUCGUUGCAUCAUGUGAAAAGACAGCAGUGAUGGUCCUUGUCAUCCAGAAUCCUUGGGACGUCCCUACCCCAUUGAAGUUUAAAUUUGAAAUCGUUUAAGGUAAGGGUUAAGGUUAGGUAAAGGUUAUAGUGAAAGUUAGCGUUAGGGGUUAAUGUUAGGGAUUAGGGUAGGAACGUCCCAAGGAUCCCAGAUAGCACUAACUGUGCCGUGACCCACCUUGGCCUGAACUCUGAACUUUUUAUCACCUUGUUUUCCGAGAAUGUCGUACUGUAAAGUUUUUUGUUUUGGGGGCCACGUGCGGACUGGGAUGACGUGGGGGACCGGUGAAAGCAUGCAGUUUCUUGUCUCCGUCUGAAGAAAACAAAUUGCUUUCCUGGUGGAGAUGUGUAUUGAAACCUCUGCGUACUCUGUCUCAGACUGGGUAAGGGGUUAGUACAUAGCCUUUUAGGAACUCUUGGACAAAGUUGUGGAGCUGCAGUAUCCUUUUUUUUUUACAUAACUUUGGACUCUGGGAACAGGUUACGACCAUACCGGAAAGAUAAUCAGCAUGCAGUGUUUCAACACAAUCCAUCAUUUCUAGGAUAGAACCACAAAGAAUCAAAGUAUAUUAUAAAUGAAAAUAUAAUUCCGUAUUUAUUUUUUGUGGAAGUCAAUUGCAGUCAGGGCACACUUUUACCAGGCUUCCGUGGUGUAUCAGGGCAGGUUUCCCUGAGAGCUUGUGCCAUGGCUUAGUUAUUCUCUGUUUAAGUGUUCGUAGUUUUCUAAGGCAUGUUCUCUACUGUGUGUAGAGUAGCCCAACCACUUUUGAUUUGUGGACAGGGGAGCUAGCUAUAGCUGUUAGCAGCAGUGAGAAUAUAUUGGUUGUUACCAUAUAUGGAUGAGAAAGCAGUCUGCUUUUGCAGAGGUACACAGUAUGUUUUGAUGAUGCAACCCUCUUCCAUAAACAGGACAUUCUUUGCCCUAGCCAACCCCAAACGCUAUCUUAACGUUGUGCUUAGGUUUUAUCCAAACAUGUCUCCAACCUUGUCCUUCAGGAUGAUUUGUUUUAGGGUACGGAUAUACCUAUUCAUUGUUGCCAAGAUUUGUGUGUCAACUUUUAUGCUAACGUAUGUUUUUUCAAUUUGGGCAGUAUUCUUGUCAUCUUUUAUUUGGCCACUUUGUGUUGUAUCAAUUCAUCUGUGGCCAUCCUGUCCUUGGCUUGAAUAGAAUGUACUCAGAGUGUACUGUAUAGGCCUUGGUAUGUUCCCGAAGUGAUUUUACACAUGCAAUGGAGCUUGAAUUUGUCCCUACCUGCGCUACAUAGAUCAUUCAUGUUUUCCCCCCAGUAUUUGUUACCAGCCUAAAUACUGUCAGACAGAGAGAAUAAUGACCAGUGUUAUGAUAAUGUGGAUGUUAUACUCUGUCACUCUAUGAACUUUAAAGUGUCCCGCUUUUAACCAGUGAGGGAGUAGACAGUAUUUUAGGGAGGGUCUUUUUUCCGUAGAGACAUUUACAAAGGGAUACUGCAGCCGAACUGAAGUACGGCAAUUACAACGAUGUAUUUGAUGAUUAAAACUGUGAAAUUCCUCAUUGAAAAAUAUGCUUGAAGCUGGAAAAAAAGAAUAAUGCAUAUUGUACAGUUCAGAUAUUUAUUGAUUUAUUUAUGUACAGUGUUUACGAAAAAUGUAAAACAAACGUUUGGGGAAAUGAUCAGUGUUCACCCUCUGCAGACCUGUAUUCAAAUACCAUUUGAAAUUAUUUAAAAUAUUUCAGCUUUGCUUGAUUGAGCUUGUCUGGCUUUGUGGACCAAUAGAAAAGUCCUAAAACUGCAAACCCCAACAACUUGGUAUUCUAGGCUGGCUAAUGCAAACACUCAAAGUAUUUUAAAAAUGUCUAAAUGUAUUUGAACUCGGGUCUAACCUUCUGUCGUCCCAAAAAUGUCUGCCAUGGGCUAUAUUCUGGCAUAUUGGAUGUGUCAAGUUGACGCUAUCAACCAUUACCACUUUGUGUCUGUCGAUUUUGUCUAAUUAUUUCUACUGUGGCCGAAGCUAUCUGUUUAGUAUCUCCCGCAUCUGUCUAUGGAAGCAUAUAGCUAUCAAAGUACAUUUUAUUUUCAGAUUGAAUUUUGACUGCUAUAUACUUCCAUAUUUGCCAGCCACACAUGUAUUUAUCAUUGACUCUCUAGGAUUCUUAUGAUGACUUUGGAAACAAACAAAGCCUUGUUCAAAAGUUGAUUCAGCCACUAACUGGUGUGUUUGAGGGAUUGGUUCACGGUGUGCAGAAAUAACAUUUACAUUUACAUUUUACAUUUAAGUCAUUUAGCAGACGCUCUUAUCCAGAGCGACUUACAAAUUGGUGAAUUCACCUUCUGACAUCCAGUGGAACAGCCACUUUACAAUAGUGCAUCUAAAUCAUUUAAGGGGGGGGGGGGGGUGAGAAGGAUUACUUUAUCCUAGUAUUUUAGGGAGCCAAAAGAGCCAAAAGAAUGUCAGAAUUGAAAAAUGAUAUGCAUUGGGAUACAAUGCUUUAGCCAUGGGUUGUAUUCAGUAGGAAGCAAACGAGCCAAAACAGAUCCAUACCUGAAUUUGUCAAAUAAGAUACUCAUUUUUGUUUUCAGUUGCACAACAUUUUGCUGUGGUGUGCACUAAUGAAUAUGACCCUGGACUCAUUAGCAUUGCACAGAGAGGGGAUGGGUUCAACUCACGUACAUUCCAAAAAGAGGAGGGUUUCAUCUGAAAGAAGAACAAAAAACAAUAUGGAUUGAUACAGUCGGUAGCAUUUCAUACAAAUGUUUGAUUGCGAGUCAUUUACGUUAUUGCAGAAUGAUUUUCCCCGACUCCCUUGCACUAUGACAUGGUUUAAUGUUACUAAAAUGGCCAUUUGACCUUGUUAAUGUCAAAUUGCCCAAUUUUAACAAUGACAACGUGACAAUUCAGGGCAGAUUUAUUUGUAAGAGAAAGGGCCCAUGAUAAGAUUACAAUGACCUGUACUGUACUUUACAUUUUUUGCCUGUAUCUCACCAUGGCAAUCAUUUCUGUUGACGUUGUGGCACUUAGAAGAGGAGUAGAAAGCGGUCAACCAAUGUGGGACGAUGUGCAACUAAAAAGAGUAUUUGGGAGGAAUAGUAAGGUAUUCUGAGGUAAUAGUAAUCUCUUCCAAAUGACUUGGUGACCCUUAAAGAUAAAACUAUUAAUCUUAUGCAAUACAUGUAUUUAAUGAAUUCACUAACAUUGACAGCAAGAUGCCUUCGUUUAGGGUUUCUGAAAAACUUGAGACCCUUGUGGACCCUUCGAUAGUGAAUGCAUGCUAGCUUCCUGUCCCAUUUGUUCUCAUUCACAAUCUGAUGUGUUCUAUGCAUGGGUGCUUUAUAUUGCAGGAAUGCCUCAAAUAGCCCAGAAAAAAAUGUACUCUGUUCAAACUACAUGAAUCUAAUAUAUUGGAAGUUGAAAGCUUGAAUGGUCAGCAAGCAUGUUUGAGUGUCUGAGAAAACAAACAAAAUAUAUUGCAGCCAACGAGUAGUGUUCUUCAAAAACCUGAAACUGAAAGAGCUUUACUCAUUUGAAUGCUCACAAAGCCACAGACCUGUUUAUGUUUGCCGAAUUGCAGAACAUUCUAAAUAAAUUCUUAACAAUUUGCAGAAUAUAGAGAAUGUGUUAUACUGAGUAUGAGACAUAAAUAGCUCAUUGAAAGGAUGUAUUUUAGAGCUUGUGGUUGUAGUUCUUCCACUGCUCUGUGUUCGCUACACACUUCAGUCUGAGACUUCCAUCGUUGAAGUCGUUUGUGGUUAUGUCAAAAUGAGGGGUGUUGUACCAAACAGUCAUCAGCGAUCGGAUCAUGUCAAACCAAUCAGAUUAUUUUCAAAACGCUGCUUUACCUGUGUGUGUUCUGGCUCUGGCCCAACUUGUCCGUUUCUGGGACCAAUUCAGAACAGUUAGCAUUCUAGAAAUCGUCGGGGAGCCGAUCCAGACUCAUUGUGGGGAAGAAACUAUUGUCCGUGGGCGUGGCAUAACGUUGGGCUGGAGCAAGGAGUUUGGGUAGCCAGGUAAAGAAGCCUGACCAAUUCUUUCAAACCCUUCACUUCAUUACACACACACCUCAGACAGGUGCAAUUUCUUCCAAUUUUGUUCCAUCUCAAACACUGUGGUAUUAUAUCCUCUGUAUCAAUACCAGAUGUUUUUUUUAAAGCCUUCUGAACUCCGAUAUAUGACUGAAAUAUUCUGCUGAGGGGAGGACGACUCAUAAUAAUUGCUGGAACUGGAAUGACAUCAAACACAUGGAAACCAUGUAUGAUACCAUUCCAGCCAUUCCCGUGAGCCUGUCCUCCCUAAGGUGCCACCAACCUCCUGUGGUAUACAGAUAAUAUAUUGUAUUUCUAUGUUGUGUAUCGUUUGUGUACACAGACUAGUGAAACCCUUCUGCGCUGGUCGUGGUUUUGGGAAAAACUUUGAAAGAAAAAGAUUCUAAAGGCUUUAUUGGUUUGUGGAGGAGAGAUGGAGGGAAUGAAAUAAAGUCAUUCAAAUAGG